This is a messenger RNA of Clunio marinus, 8403 nucleotides long. The record is from the annotation of a GenBank genome assembly. Lineage: Eukaryota; Metazoa; Arthropoda; Insecta; Diptera; Chironomidae.
CUCCUUUUUGUUGAAUCAACAUUUAAAAAAAUUGUGUUUGCGAGCAAUUCUCAUCAACAUUUUGCCAGUGCACUAGCAAAGUUGAACGCGAUCGAUUAACAACUUAAAAACAGCGGAGACGGGAGAAAAUUUUUGUCAUCGCGUUGCAUUUCUUGAAAUGUAAUAAAGAAAAAAUUAAAUCAUCAAACAUUACAUUGAAGUUUAUAAGAAAAGUUUUAUAAAUCGUAUUAAAAUAGUUCAUUAACAUUUUUGGUUUUCCUUUUAUUUGAUCGAAUUGGCGUGAAUUCGAAUUAAUUAACAUUAUAAAAAUUAAUUGUGCUUGGGAUAAAAUUAGCAGGAGCGAAAAUAAAAGUAUAAUUUCGUCCGAUGGAUUAUUUUUGACAAAGAAUCGUCAAAUCAGAAAAAUUAUACUGAUGUUAACGUUGUUUUAAAUGCAGACAUAAAGAAAAAGCUCCAUUUACUAUCUAUAACAAUUACUAAGUUAAGUGUUAGUUGAAUAAUUGAUAAAGCAAGAGAAAAAAGUUCUUUUCUGGAACAAACCAGAUUACAGAAGAAGGAAGGAAAAAAAAUCAUAAAAAUAUAUUUUUAUACGAUGCAUUUUUGAUUAAUAAGUGUUGAUUCAUAAAAAAAUAUAAUAGAAAGUUCUAAAGAAUCUAAAAGCACAGCGAUAUAAAACAAAGAGGGAAGACAUAAAGAAAUCAAAUUAACAACAUAAAACGCUUAUACAAGUUCGGUUGUAAGAAUGAAAUAAAUAUAAAAUGAGACCAAAGAAGUGCAUUCUGAAAGUCGUUACAAUUGACCAAUAAUUAAUAUCAAUGAGUGAAAUUUAAAACGAGAAAAAUAGAUUGUUAUGUAACACUAGCUUGACAAUAAUUUAAGCGUUGUGACAUUAACUAAAGUGUUAAAUAAAAAAAAAGAAAAACUUUGUCAACUUUUUUCAUCCAAGUUUACUUCCAUUGACAUUUGGAUUUUCAUUUUCCACCUUAACAUUUCUCAUCCCAGUGAGAUCAUCUUCAACGAAGAGGGAGGAGAAAGAAAUCAUUUUCACAUCAAUUUUACGCUUCAAAUAGUUGUAAUAUAAUUUAUAGCUUAAAUUCUAUUAGGAAAAAAAUAUCAAUUUAAGAAACCAAAAAAAAUGGCAGAAGGAAAUGGAGAAAUCGUUGAUGAAACGACAAAAAAGUCGGAGGAUCGUGGCGACGGUGAAAAGACAGAAGACUACCCAAAAUUGCUAGAAUACGGAUUAGAUAAGAAAGUUGCUGCCAAAUUAGAUGAUAUUUACAAAACGGGCAAGCUCGCCCACACCGAACUCGAUGAGCGCGCCCUCGAUGCGCUGAAAGAAUUUCCCGUUGAUGGUGCCUUGAACGUGUUGAGUCAGUUUCUUGAAUCGAAUCUAGAGCAUGUAUCUAAUAAAUCGGCUUAUUUGUGUGGCGUCAUGAAGACGUACAGACAAAAGAGUCGAGCCAGUCAACAAGGAAUCCCAACACCUGCAGUUCCAGUCACAGUGAAAGGUCCCGAUGAAGAGAAAAUUAAAGCAAUUCUCGAACGUACAGGAUACACAUUGGAUGUCACGACAGGACAACGAAAAUAUGGCGGACCGCCACCAAAUUGGGAAUUAGCACCACCAGGAAACGGCUGCGAAGUGUUCUGCGGAAAGAUUCCCAAAGAUAUGUAUGAAGAUGAACUGAUUCCAUUGUUUGAGAAAUGCGGCACAAUUUGGGACUUGCGUCUGAUGAUGGACCCGAUGACCGGCACAAAUCGAGGUUAUGCAUUUAUCACAUUCACAAGUCGGGAUGCAGCAUACAAUGCAGUCAGAGAGCUUAAUGAUUAUGAAAUUCGGAAAGGCAAAAAGAUUGGUGUAACGAUAUCAUUUAACAAUCACCGGCUAUUUGUCGGCAAUAUACCUAAAAAUAGAGAUCGCGACGAAAUUUUAGAGGAAUUUGCUAAAUAUGCACCCGGUUUGAUGGAAGUCAUCAUCUAUAGUUCGCCUGAUGAUAAGAAGAAAAAUCGCGGCUUUUGCUUCCUGGAAUACGAGUCACACAAAGCAGCUUCUUUAGCUAAACGAAGACUGGGAACUGGUCGAAUUAAAGUCUGGAGUUGUGAUAUAAUCGUGGACUGGGCUGAUCCCCAAGAAGAGCCUGAUGAAGGAACGAUGAGUAAAGUGAAAGUUCUUUAUGUUCGCAAUCUCACACAAGAAAUCAGCGAAGAGAAGCUCAAGGAACAAUUUGAGAAUUAUGGCAAAGUGGAACGAGUUAAGAAAAUUAAAGACUACGCCUUUGUUCACUUCGAAGAUCGUGACAACGCUGUGCUGGCAAUGAGAGAUUUGGAUGGAAAGGAUGUUGGCGGAUCGAAUAUUGAAGUGUCGUUAGCAAAACCACCGUCAGAUAAGAAGAAAAAGGAAGAAGUUUUACGAGCACGUGAGCGACGUAUGAUGCAAAUGAUGCAAGGCCGAUCGGGAAUUGUUGGAAUGUCACCAACAAGCAUGAUGCCACCACCGCUACCGCCUGUUGGAAUGAGUCGAGCUGGAACGAGUACACAACCAAGAAUACCACUUGGACGUGGUCCUAUGGCUCGUGGAGAUUACGAUUAUGAUUAUGAUUUCUAUGGUUUUUCUGACUAUCGCGGAGGCUAUAAUGAGUCGUAUUAUGAUGAAUAUUAUCGCUCAUUCGAUGGAGAUCAAUAUCCGUCGUAUCAAACCUACGAUUAUGCACGUGGCUCAAACGCCGGAGGGCAGCGACCUGGACGUCAAAAUUCGGGGGUUGGUCAUGGGCGUGGAAUCAUGGUGGGGCAUGGCCAAGUCGCUGGUCACCGUGGCAACAACCGCAAAGUGGACCUCCAUCAACGGGUCGGGGCUCAAGUAGCAACAACAGGGGGGCAGGUCCAUCGUGGGCAAAUACAUCGUCCCAACGAUCGUGGCAUCCGCGCCAGGCCGCUAGCAAAUACAACAGCAGCAGCAAUCGGUAAACGUAAAUUUGAAGGGUUGGGACAACAAGGGGAUCCGAAGCGACGUUUUGGGAUAGGAAAUGGUGGCAGUUGGGGCAGUCAACCGUUACCACAACAGCCUUUGAAUGGUGCUGAACAAUGGUACACCGAUACUUAUCCAACGUGGAGUUAAAUCAACAAACAAAAAAUUUAAAAAAUAUAUAUAAUUACAAAAUGAAAAUCGAAAAUCAACAACUGACAUUUAUCAAGAUUGACAAAAAGAAAAACAUCAAGUAAACAUUUAAUUUUUCUUUCGAUAUCAAGUUGUGCAUCUCUAAAUUAACAGUUAGUUCAAGCGAUUAUUGCAAUAAUAAAAGCUUGUGAUUGAGAAAAAACAAAAAUUUGAUGAAAAAAAAUCUUAAAAAUUGUAAUGAAGCAUUAAUUGAUGAACUGGCCUUGUCGUUAACUAAUUGAUGAUGAGCAAGAAAACAUAUUAGGAAUUUAAAAAUGAUAAUGAUAAUGAAAAAAAUGGCUUAUAAAGAAUUCUUUCGACUGAUUUUUCUAUUAAUGGAAACAUGAAAUUAUUGAUCAUAAUUGUAUCGAUUAAGAAGUAGUUGAGCGUAUAAAAAAAUCCCAAUAAAUUAAUCAUUUCGAUUUUAUUGUAUAAAUUAAUUAAUUGUCUUAUGUACUCAAUUUAAUGAGAGAUGAAAAAGAAAAAUAGAAAUUUGAUAGACAACGCUCAAAAACAUUAAUCCACUUAUAACUAAAUCAGAAGCAUACAUAAAAAAUGAAAUAGAAAUCAAAUCUAAACUCAAUGCCAUAAAGAAAAUAAAGAAAUUCACUUCCAUUAUGUUGAUUUAAACUUCACUUACGCAAUUUAGCGCCCGGGCAAGAUUAAAGGUCGAUUUUCAAUAAUUAGCAGACAACUAACAAUCACAUAAUUCAGAUAAAUACUUUGAUCACUUUCAAAAAGAAUAAAAUAAAUUUGAUGAUACCACAAUAGAUUCAGAAUUUCACAUAAAAUUGUGUACAGAAAUGAACCCCCUCCCCCCAAAAAAAUCAUUAAAAUUGAGCAUAAAAAGUAUUAAGAAGAAACAAUUUUAGGAACUUAAUGAAUUCAUUUUUCUUUCGUUUAAAGAAAAAUUAAAACAAAAAAAUAUUGUGAUUUUAUAAACAUUAGGAAUGGGAGAAUGUGAAAGUUAAAAUGAUUUAAUCAAUUUGACAUUACACAAGUGAUUCUCGAUGGUAACAAAUGCAUAAAAAAAGAUGUUCAUUUCGUAUUAUUGGUAACAUUAAAUAUCUGAUAAGAGAAAAAAAUUAGAAUAUCGUGUAAAUUGUCCGCGCGGUUCCUUAGUAAUUGAAACACAUGAUGAUGACAAUAUCGAUCGUUAUGAACGAAAGAUCGAUUAAGAAUUUAAAAAUUGUAUUUGUGGGUGUUUUUCUUUUCACAUAAAGAAAAAUGAAAAGCUUGAAGAUGAAGUAAUAUAUAACUUAGAAGCUCAUUAGGAACAUUAGGAUAACUAAUUAAACGAUUUUAAUUUUUUGUCACUUUCUCCUUCUCGUCCGACCUGUUUGAAAAAUAAUUUUCAAGGAACUAAAUAAGAACAUGUUACAAUGUUAAAAAACGAAAUGUCUGUGAAAAUUGAUAAGAAAAUAAUUGAAAAUGAAUUGUCACCAUUUCAUAACUAUCUAAGAACGUUAAAAUCCUAUCACGAUGACAAGAACGUCGCUUCCCUAAAUCUUAACAAAACAAUGUGAGAAAAAUUAUUAUAAUUCUUUUUUUUGUCAAAUGUAGCUCUUGAAAGUUUAGAAACAAAAUUGAUUAUGUAAUUAGAUGCUUUUUCUUUAUUAGUUAAUUAUAAUUGAUGAUGUAAAACAAUUUCUUUGAAAAUACUUUCAGUUAAUAAUUUUUUUAGUUUUUUGUCAUAUUAAAUUUUCAUUUUCUUUUCUUGUUUAAUCUUUUAUUAUUAUUUUUAUAAUCCAAAAAGAGAAAAUUCAAUUUUUGGAACCGCCAUAUACGAAUUGGUCUGAUCGACGAUUUCAUGAAUUUUAUUUAUGUCAAAUUUUCUUUACUUUUAAUUUCAUGUCAAACUGGAAGUUGAUUUGUCGUGACGUGGAAUCUUCUAAGACUAGAAGGUGAACUUUGACGCUUUUUUUACGACAACUCAACUUCCCACAACGCGCAUACAUUUAUCAUAAAAUCAUACGCAAACAUUAAGACACAUCAAAUCUUUCAUUAGUUUUUGCCUUUCCUUAAGUUUAUAUUUGAAUUUCAAUUUAAACAAGAAAAAAGUUCAUUAUAUAAAAAUUGGUAACAAAACAAAAAAAAAUUAAAAGUAAUGAAUAAAAGUUAUGUUCUAGUGAUAAAAAACUUUUUUAUUAUGUUUAAAGAAUUUUUUUGUUUUGGAAAUAUUUUGAAAAUCAUCAAGAAUUCUCUUUCUUGUGUUUAAUGUUACUUAUUUUAUAUUUUUCAUAUCUACCUUUCACUUGUUUAAUAACUUUGUUUUGAGUUUAUUUUGAACAUCAUUUUAAUUACAAAUAAAAUAAAACAAAAAUCCUGAAAAUGAGAAUCAAAAAAAGAAAAAAAAAUUAAUUUUCUCAAAAUAUAUAAAAAUUUUCAUCAAUUUAGAAUUUUUUAGAAUGAAGAAGAGAAAAAGAAUCAAUAAAGAUUAUAAUUGAAUGCAAAACAUGAAAUCAAAAGAAUUAUAAAACCAAAAACAGAUUUUGAUUCACUUUUCUUGUAAUCUUUAAACUUUCUGGCCGUGAUUUAUUUAAAACUGGUUCUUUUAAAUCCUUUUUACCUUUAUUUUAUUUUAAUUUUUGCUAAAUAGUUUUAAUCCUGGUUUUAAUAUUUUUUUUCUAUUAAUGAUUUGUGAUGAAAAACUUUCUCCUGCUUGAUGUAAAUUACAUUUCAUAAUUAAUAAUAACGUUAUGUGAAACUUAACUAACAUCAGAAAAAUUAUCAAGUUAUGCAUUUUUCAGAUCAACAGCCGAUAAAAUCCCAUUCUUGCUUUAUUUUUUAUUUAUAGUUGAUUGAUUACAAAGCAAUGCAAAUUAAAAUGCAGUUAACUGUUGAAAGUGUUUUCCACAAAAGAAAAUUUUACAAGUGGAAACUCAUCGUGAUAGAAAACUGAUGAAAAUGAAACGUAAGAAAAGUAAAUGUCAUUUUGAGAUGUACCAAGAAGUCCGAGAUUGAUUAUUGAAUAAUUGAACCCAACUCCGAGUCGAUAAAAGGAAAAGUACUUGGGAUAAUAAGACUGAAAACAAUAAUAAGAAAAAUAUUAAGUAAUUAAGAGAAAAAAAACAUCGUUUCAAAAAUUGUUUAAUAUACAUUCAUAAAAAAGAGAAUAGAAUUCAUGAAUAAUUAUCGUGAACCUUGUGAAGUGAAAAAUAAAAAAGUGAAUGAAAAUACGUAAACUGAUAACAAAUAACAUUUUGAGUCCUCGCGAAGCGCCAUUGCGACUCACAUGAGUGUUUUAAUUUAAGUAUUUGAAAGCCUAAGAUAAAGAAAGGAUAUCGGAAAAUCAAACAAAUACAAAGUGAAAGAGAAAGAGAGUUAAGUAAUGAAAAUGAGAAAAAGAAAAAAAUAAAGUUGAUGAUGAACGUUGUGCAAAUAUUUAUUAAACAAAAAAGGAAGAAAAGAAAUGGAAAUGAAAAAGGAAACAAAUUGAUGAUGUAACUAAUUGACUUUUGAAACUAAUUCUUUUAUAUUAGUUUUUAUUAUUAUCUCCCCCAACCCAUUCUUUCCUUUAUUCAUUUAUAAGUCGCGUUAUUUUAUAAAUAUAAACUAAUUUAAUUAAUUAUUUAGUGAAGAGAAAUCAAUAACUUUUAUAUACAAACAAAUCAUUUCUUAUUCAUAUUACGAUAUUUCAAAAAGUUUGAAAGAAAAAUAUUUUAACUUCUUAUAUUCAUUUACAUAUAGUUUUUAAUUCAAAGAAAAAUGUUGCAUCUCAAUAAACCGAUUAAAUUAACAAUUCAUUUCAACAUCCGUAUAAAUCCGAAACUAUUUAAUAAAUCAUCAGAUAAAUGUCAGUAAACGUCGUCAAAUUACAUCAUAAAUUAUAGAAUUCAUAAGAAGGAAGCUGCUGCUAUACGAGAAACGAAACGAGAAUAGUUAGUAAUUGUUUAACUAAUUCUAGUUCGCUGAAUUUCAAUGAGAUACAUAAAUAGUUAGAGUUUUCAAACCAUUUUCUUUCCAAUAGCUUAAUUGUUCUAAAACUAAGUUCAAUUUCAUUCUUAAAUUAACCUUCAUCAUCAUCAUGAACAACUGAAAUAUUUAUCGCUCAAGUUAAUAGAUAGGAAAAGCUAAGGGAAAAGCUAAAGAAGCAUAAUUAAAACAAUAAGCAACGGAAAAUAAGUCGAUGAUCAUAAGAAACAAUAAAUUGUUCUUAUUUAAGUUUUAAAAAAUUUCUAUCUUAAUCCUCGACCCAUACUGCUGGUUUCAUCUUGUUGAUUUUCUUUUUAAUUCAUUUAACAACCUAUUUAGUUUCAUUUGCUGAUGUAUUCCCAAUUUUCUUUACCACAUAAGUAGAGAAUUCGCUUUGAUACUUUUCAUGAUAAUUUGAAGCAAAUUCUAAAUUUUUUUCUGCACAUUAAAAAAAUCUCAUAUCAGGAUUUUGAAAACAUUUUUUAUUUUUUAUUUGGAUGCAGCACGAACAGAGAAAAAAAAUUAAUAGCGAAGAACAAGAAACACAGUUUUAGAUUUAAAUUUCUUAUGGAAUAUAAAUAUUGUAACUAUUGAUUAAAACAAUAAAUAAAAAUAAAAAGAAAGGCAUUUCUUUUUUUAAGUAACUAAUAAACUUCGAAGAGAGUUCACUAAUCUUUGGUUUCUUUUUUAAUUUUUAUUGGGGAAGGUUUUCCACGUUGAAAUGGUCCUUCAUCGUUCGCCAUUGAUUUACUUCUUAAAUUUCUGAAAGGCCCGUCAGAAUCUGAUCUUUCUGUGAUUCUUUUCGGAGUUUCAUAUAGAAACUCUUUCUCUGGAAAAUGAUUGAAAAUAUCCAAAGAUUCACAGACACAUUGAAUGGUUUCCAAUGAUGUGUCUUGAGAUUUUGAAUUCGAUGAUGCAUUUGUGUUCAAAGAAUUUUCAUCUUGAGAAUCUUCUAAUGUUAGAUCAAUGUUAUAAUCGACAUAAGUGAUAAAAAGUUUCUCAAAAGUUUUCUCAAUGUUAUUCAAAUCAUUUAACGAGACACCUUUCAAGAUUGAUUCUAUGUUCUUUCCAAGAACAAUGCUUUUUAAUUUCGACAAGGAUUUUCGUAUUUCCUUAUCAGUUUCCGACUUUUCACCUCUUUUUAAUCUUUUUAUCAUAAUGUUUAACUUCUUUCUAUAUUUUUUUCCUAUUUCAUCACGUUUGUCAAGAAUCGCUUGAUGGAAAUUGUUAAUUCGUUUACAGUCGUUAUUAGACAUCUACACUUUGAUCAGUUAUCCAAAGAGUUUUUUUUAAAUUAGAUCAUUUGAUCUGAUUUUCAGGCUUCUGCCUAUUUAGAU